Molecule: messenger RNA, 333 nt
Organism: Cladocopium goreaui
Lineage: Eukaryota; Dinophyceae; Suessiales; Symbiodiniaceae
Source: the annotation of a GenBank genome assembly
AUGGCUGAAAUCGACGCUGGCAAAGCCCAAGUUGGAAGCCACGAGCACAGUGACGAUAUCGAUGAGUGGCAAGUCAUAGACCAGGUGCUUGGCUACUUGUCACAGUACAAUGGCCAUCCAGACGGCAACGAUGCAGAGGAGGUGCCAUCGGUGCCAUGUGCCGUCCGAGUUGCCAGCUGCAGCUCGAACGGCUCGCAGGUGUUGCCAUUGAUCGAUGCCUUGCGCAGGGCCAUCGCCAUUGUUCAAGGCCGGCCACAAAUGGUGCAGAUGGCUGAGGAUGAACGCCGUCAACUCUCUUCAAAGGCUGGGUGGCAUGGGGAUCAAAGUAACUAA